Molecule: messenger RNA, 378 nt
Organism: Oikopleura dioica
Lineage: Eukaryota; Metazoa; Chordata; Appendicularia; Copelata; Oikopleuridae
Source: the annotation of a GenBank genome assembly
AUGAAACUUUUCGCAGCUCUUUUCGCGGCCGCUUUCGGUCAAGAAAUGCCCGCUGAUUCUGGCGAAACGAAUAUUAUUAUGAUCAAUAUGAACGCAGCAAAUAUUCAAAUGAACAUGGGCGAUUUUGCUGGAUCCGAAGUACCGAAUCUUGAGUCUCCCGGAAUUUCCUUCGAUUUAUUCGGCGAACUGACUGAAGAAGAAAAAGCGCAAGUCAACAGCCUUUUCUCUAAUUCGGAGAUUCAAGACGGUCUCCAGCUCUUGACUGGCAAGCUACCCGGCUUCUCUUCCUUCUACGAUGCGCUUUACCCAGCAGAAUCGACUACAACAACUACUCAGCAGACUACUACUACUCAAGAAUCCGCUGGAAUGGGAAAAUAA